Molecule: messenger RNA, 2421 nt
Organism: Limulus polyphemus (Atlantic horseshoe crab)
Lineage: Eukaryota; Metazoa; Arthropoda; Merostomata; Xiphosura; Limulidae
Exons: 7
Coding region: 1-2421 (806 amino acids)
Source: RefSeq, a predicted model, not a curated record
AUGCCAACCACUGGUGUUCUAAAGAAAAACAAGUGUCAAUCGAUACAAAAAAACGUAUCUUUCCACCAAUUCCCUUCAAAUAGAGACUUUCGGAAGAAAUGGAUCGUGGCUGUUAAGCGAGAUGAAGGCCCGUCUUUCAAGACUUUUGCUAAAGACGGCAAAACAGAUCAACCAGAGAGCCAUUCAACAGUAAGUUAUUCCGUGGCAGAAGAAAGCGUUUUAUUUCCAAACGAUGGACUAAAUAAAACCAUGCUGACUUCUUCGUCCAUUUGCGAGAUUCAAAAGAGAUUUAGUAACAAUCCAAAUUCUCCUCUCACUUGUGAACAUAUUGAAGACAUCUUAUGGAUUGAUGGUGAUGACAACUGCUCAGAUUCGGAUCCUGGAGAAAAUAAGGUCAACAGUGGACAACUCACAGAAACUGAAGAGUCCGCUUUUGCUGUAGACUUAUCAAAAACCAGUUCUUGCUUCGCUGAGAGAAAAGUCGUUUUUCCACAAGAGUCGCUGUCACAAAAUGAUUUUACUGAUGUUAAAAGCUGCACUUUACAUCAACCUGAAAAUCUACAAGCUUUAGAUAACAUCGAACUGGCUAAGCUCCAGUUAAGCCACUGUGAUAGAGGUAAGCCUCCUAUUCGGGAUUUCUUAGAGGAAUCACACGAGUCAGAUAAACUCUCUUCCGAAAUACCAGAUCCAAAUCCACAAAGGGAAACAACUGACAUUGUUUGUUUACAAAAUUCGAUCGAAAGCUCAGAGAGGAUGUGUGAUAAUGGUUAUCGGAACGUCACUGAUGAUUAUAUGAAACAUGUACCAGUAGAUUUUAUUCGUGCUAAACCCAGUUUUCCAGAUGGACAACUCACCCUUUCACAGAAUCAGGGGCAAAAUGACGUCAAGGACGACGUAGUGAAAAUUAUGCCACAGAAGCCAAAGCAUGAUGAGAACAAUUAUUUUCAGAAUAUCUUUUGUAAAAACAAUGCAGAAAGAGUGGUUAGUGUUAAACAUUGCACUGGUACGAAAGGGAAGAUUAAGCGAAGGGAAGCAUUACGCAGCUCAGUCGACUACUCUCUAAGACCAAUUAGGAUUCCAACUCCAAGCAAAGUGGCUGCACUAACUGAGUCAACUCUUGGCGCCCUCUAUCACCCUUUCUACUUUGUAAGGACUCAGCUCGUGAGACAGGCGCGUGACAUACUUCUGUGCCGGUUUUUCGGGGACUUCACGAAAUUUUGUGAAGAGUUUUUACUUCCAGCCGGAUCACUACUACAAAGAAUCCAGUUCAAGUGUCAAGAAACGCUAAAGCUCCAGAAUUUGAAGUAUCCGCAUUACGGUUCAGACACGACAUCUGUCACCGAUUCGUGUCCUUUCUAUGGCGAGCAGUCUUGGAAGGCUUGGCCGCUGUGUUUCCAGCAACGGGUGGUCGUUCAGUUAAGUGAAAUAGACAGGGCGUUUCUGAGGAUUGGAGAUCAUUACUUCUGUCUUCGUAGCGAGAAGACCCGUGAGCUAGUAGGGGAUCGACACUGUUCCCUCCUCCUCACCUGUGUGUACAGGGAUUAUGAUGGCAUUAAAGAACGAGUAAUCAACGAGAAAUGCUUCGAUAAACUUUUGACGAUGGACUGGAUAAAAGAUCCUGGAACGUCGAAUCCGGCAGUAGGUGUACUCUCGAAUCCUGAGUCGGAUGAAUAUCUCCCUACCCUUCUGCAGCACCUCCUGGUGACCGUUGAGAGAGGUAUAGAACGAAUUGGAUGUGAAAGUUUACGUAACCCUGGAAUUUAUAAACACGUGUGUUCAGAUCCCUCAACCCGCCUUAACAACUCUGGAGUGGACACAAAAGACAUUUCUGUCCAAACUAGACUUUUAAACGCUACAGUGGACGAUACUCCUGAGAACUUCUAUAAUAUUGAAUCUCAUCCCUCCAUGUCUCUAGAUGUUCAAGGAAAUUGUUUAAUAAAUUAUCCAACUGUUGACUGUAUUGCAGAUCUUUCGACACAUUUUGACAGUCAGAAAAGCUCUUCCGAGUUUCCUCAAAAUUUUCAAAAUCAAGAAUGCUGUCCUUUAGGUUUUUCCCAUAAUGUUGAAAAAGAAGAGUGUUCUCAACAUUCUCCUUGCAAUACGGAGAACAGAGGAAAUUACGUGGAGAUUUCAGAGCCUAAUGAUGAUAACUGUUCAGCUCAUCCUGAGACAGCGUUGUCUGGUGAAACAGUCAAAGAAUCGUUGUCCAUGGAGAAACUAACAUCAGCUUCAGAUGGCCUCUCUCUGAUUACAACUGAGUUGUCACCAGGAGGAGAAACAACUGAACAAACCCAACCUGGCGUUUGUAAAGAAACCCUCAACAACACGUUGUCCAAACCCCGUUGCAUCAGCCAGGUGGAUCCUGAUUUGUUACAUACUGAAAUAGCUUGUGUACCGGGUGAGUGGGUGAAUCUAAUGUAA